Messenger RNA from Scheffersomyces amazonensis, 1005 nucleotides. Its product is annotated as mRNA splicing protein. The coding region runs from base 469 to 933 and encodes 154 amino acids. Gene Ontology annotation, biological process: mRNA splicing, via spliceosome. Gene Ontology annotation, cellular component: cytoplasm; U4/U6 x U5 tri-snRNP complex; U4 snRNP. Lineage: Eukaryota; Fungi; Ascomycota; Pichiomycetes; Serinales; Debaryomycetaceae. Gene Ontology annotation, molecular function: RNA binding. The record is from RefSeq and is a predicted model, not a curated record. The transcript has a single exon.
GAAAUUGUUGCAAAAUUUGUAUAUUUCUAAGCUUCGAGCUAUAGUAAAAUGUAUUAUUUCAAAUAUUAUUAAUAUAAAGUUUCAACGGUAGUAAUCACUUAUUAAAACAAGAAAGAAUCGUGUUUUGCUUCAGAACUGACUGUGUUUACUCCAAUCUUUUCGUUAUAAGCCCAAGUACAGAAUUAUUAAAUUUACUCAUAAUUACCCUGCAACAAGAAAUAUUCUUUAUCUGAAAAAUAUAAAGAUAGAUAUUACUGGAUACAUAAGACAAUAUACAUGAUGCUUUCUGUUUGUUGUAUAUAAAUUAUGGCUUUAGCCCAUUCUUGUUGAAGUCAUUAUUAAUGCCUUGUGAUCACGUGCACAUUUUUUUACCUUACCAGCAUCGAUCAAAAAAGUACAUCAUAGUUAAGUGGUGAAAAUAUAUCUAUCAGGUCUAACUAUCAAUUUGAACAUCCAUAACACAAUACAAUGCUGACCACUACGACAAUAAACACACCUAUAACCAAGUCCACUAAGCUUUCCAAUUUCAUAAAUUAUCGAUUAAGAAUAAUAUCAAAAGAUACAUCGAAUAAUCGAAAUUAUAUAGGAACAUUACUUGCAUUUGAUAAUCAUUUAAAUUUAGUAUUAAGUGAUGUUGAAGAAAUACGUAUGACUAAGAAAUCCAUUCAUGCAUUAAGAAGUGGUACUAAUAAUGAAGGUACGGUUAAGCCUACUUUUGAUAAACGUUCAUUGGGAUUAAUAAUCUUAAGAGGUGAUCAAAUUGUAAGUCUUAGCAUUGAAAGUCCACCACCAUUAGAUGUUAAAUCGAGAUUAGGAUUAGGAGCUAAUAAAUUGAAAAAAGGUAAAGGCGUUGUCAAACCAAUUCGAAAUCCUGUAAGUGUUCGAGCUAAAGUUGCCAAUCAAAAUUUGCAGGGUCCUAGUUUAAGGAAAUAGAGUAAAUAUAAUUUGUAAUAUAAUAAUAAUAAUAAUAAUAAUAAUAAUGAGAAUUAUAAUAAUAAUAAUAAU